AGUUUACACGUAUUCAUAUUCCCACCACUCUCACCGGCCGGUGAGAGGAACAAAAAUUUUCUAAAAGAUGGCGUUCUCGUCGACCUUGUCGUCUCCCCUUAAUCUCCCGAACAAAGUCAAUAGCCUUCCUAGUUUCUCACGCAACAGUCAAAGCCUAAAAUUAGCACCAGCAUUCGCCAUUCCGCCUCUCUCCACCGCCGCCGCCACCGAUAUCGCUGGAGCAAUCGAUGGAACCACCAUUGCCGUGAUUGGCGGCGGCUCCGUCGCGGCACUUGCUGCCGUACUUUCUCUCACUGACCCCGAGAGGCGUCGACAGCUUCAGGCGGAGGAGGUCGGUGGCGAUGACAAAGAAGUUGUGAAGGAAUACUUCAACAACUCCGGCUUCCAGAGGUGGAAGAAAAUUUAUGGAGAUACCGAUGAUGUUAACAAGGUUCAGCGAGACAUUAGGGUUGGCCACGCCAAGACUGUUGAGAACACCUUGCUGAUGUUGAAGGAUGAAGGUCCGGUUCAAGGAGUUACAAUCUGUGACGCUGGCUGUGGCACUGGCUCUCUCACUAUUCCUCUCGCCAAAGAGGGCGCCAUUGUAUCGGCGGCGGAUAUCUCCGCGGCCAUGGUUGCUGAAGCUGAGAAACAGGCGAAAGAACAACUUCUAGCCAGCAAAGAUGGUUCAGCACUAGUAAUGCCAAAGUUUGAAGUUAAGGAUUUGGAGAGCUUAGACGGGAAAUAUGAUACAGUGAUCUGCCUAGAUGUCUUGAUUCAUUACCCCCAGAGUAAGGCUGAUGGGAUGAUUUCACAUCUUGCAUCAUUGGCCAAGAACAGAUUGAUUCUAAGUUUUGCACCGAAGACAUUUUACUAUGAUUUAUUGAAGAGGGUUGGAGAGCUGUUCCCAGGGCCUUCAAAGGCAACAAGGGCCUAUCUCCACGCAGAGGCUGAUGUAGAGAGGGCGUUGCAGAAGGUUGGCUGGAAAAUAAGGAAGAGAGGCUUAAUCACCACUCAAUUUUACUUUGCCAGGCUUGUUGAGGCUGUUCCUGUGUAGUGAUGAUGAGAGGUAAAUUUUGAUUAUUCUACUUGUAUAAUUUAGAGGGGAAUCCUAAUGUAGAUUGUAAGGCCUUGUUUUCUGCCUUGUAUGCGACCAUUCUCUGCAUGUAAUUAUAUGUAUCUUCAUAGCGCAGGUAUUGAUGUACGCAACUACGCAUCUUAUUCUCAAAAGAAGAAAAACCAAUUUGAAAUUAAACAGUAACUGAUUCGUUGGAUCUCCUUGA
This is a messenger RNA of Neltuma alba, 1262 nucleotides long. Its product is annotated as magnesium protoporphyrin IX methyltransferase, chloroplastic. The record is from RefSeq and is a predicted model, not a curated record. Gene Ontology annotation, biological process: chlorophyll biosynthetic process. Gene Ontology annotation, molecular function: magnesium protoporphyrin IX methyltransferase activity. Lineage: Eukaryota; Viridiplantae; Streptophyta; Magnoliopsida; Fabales; Fabaceae.